Trichoplusia ni (cabbage looper) is the source of this 2741-nucleotide messenger RNA. RefSeq lists its product as uncharacterized. The coding region runs from base 294 to 1916 and encodes 540 amino acids. NCBI's taxonomy places the organism in Eukaryota, Metazoa, Arthropoda, Insecta, Lepidoptera, Noctuidae. The transcript is spliced from 3 exons. The record is from RefSeq and is a predicted model, not a curated record.
UUUUAUUGCUUUUACUUUUGAUGUUUAAAUUUUGGGGCACUUCCAGAAUUAUAUUAUUACUAUUUAGAAACAUUGAAAAAGCGUGAAGAACGAAUACUGACCAACAAAACGAGAAAAAACAUACAUCAAAGUAGUUUGUCUAUAAGUGUCAUGUUUAAAAUAUUAACUUUCAGCGCCUGGAGUGCGUGUUCUAUUUAGUUCAACCAUUGUGCAAGUCUGAACUGCGAAGAAUUUUGAUUAUUUUACUAAAAUAAACAGUCAACAUUGUUAAAAAACUAAAUGAAGCUAAAAAAAUGGGAGCGAAGCCACCCGAUCAAAUUAAUUUGCGUCGUCCGACGGUAAAAUGUGAUAUUUGCGGCAGCAAAUUCUUAAAUGUCACAGCUUUGAAAUCGCAUCAUAAAUUUUUACAUUUAAAGCCAGAAGGGAGGCGUUCUUUUAAAAAAGCUGUGGAAGCAAGUAAACUGAAGAAAAAGGUUGUUCCUGUGAGUAUGUUGAAGAGGGUCGCGCCUUCACAGACAGCAAAACAAGAGAACAAAAGUGAUGUGAAGGGAGGUACAACUUUGCCGGGAAAAAAGGCUAAUGAAAAGAGGGCGAAGUUUGAAUGUCCUGUCUGUGCUGCGAUAUUCGCCGUAUACUUCUCAGCCUUCAGGCACAUUCAGAAAAGUCAUUGCGUAGAUGUUAAUGGUGAAAAAGUCGCCCCUAAUUCACCGGACCUUAUAAAGCCAAUCCGCCAAGAGUAUUGCAUGACCUGCGACAGACAGAUCAGGUCCACAGACACCCACGUGUGUGCCAGGCCGCCGAUACCGCGAGACUUCUACAAGUGCUUGGGCUGUGACCAGCUCUUCUCCAGUCUGGUUCUGUUCCAGCAGCAUGUUAAAGGGUUACAUAAUGACGGAUUGCAGAACUACUUCUUUCCAAAUAAAGAGGAAUUCGCAUCAUGGAAGAAGGACCUAGAGGAACAAUCGGAGCUAAACUUCGUCCGCCUAAACAGCAUGAAAUCAAAAGACGUGUUCCAUUGUUCGUACCAGUCAAAAAAUCCAACCGCUGUCAGCCAUUUCUGCCCAUCAGUCAUCUUCGUAAGAGACUACAAGACUGGAAUCCACGUUUCAUACUUCAAAGAUCAUUGCGGACACGUAUUAAAGCCUGCGGACUUAGAGAAAUAUUCAAAGCACUCAAUACCUUCACAUAUAACAGACUCCGAAGACAUGCCAUUAGACGCAGAUGAUGAUAAACAAUUAUACACUGAGUUCAAGAAAAUGGUCACAAGUGUUGUGAAAGACGCAUCCAAAGUCGAUAUUUCAACGUUACAAGAUCUCCUCGGUAAAGCUCUGGAAAUGACUAUGAUAUUACAGAGUGUUGACCUUGAAGACCAUAAUUUACCUAUUGGUAACAAAAGUUUGACUGACGAACAAAUAUCUAGCAAUCUUGAGAGCUUGAAAAGUAAAAGGAAACACAGUCCGGCGCCGAAAGAUGCUAAGAAAGAAAUGAAGAGGGUCAAAAAAGACGGAGAAGAGAAAGCUGAAAAUGGGGUCUUUAAAGCUAGAAGUCCAGCCCUCAAUAAAGCUAAGAAAAAUGAUACAGAGAAAAAUGAAGAUGCCAAACCUAGAUCCCUAAUACAAUCCCCAACGUCAUUCAAUGAUUCGUACAAGAAUUUCGUUGAUCAGAACUUCAAGAAUCAGCCGGACUCAAGCACUCCGAAACCAAGGACCAAUGUUCGAAAAAAAGAAGUUGUCAAAACGAAAAUUGGACAGUUUAAAGUUAAACCUAGUUCUUUGUCUCCAAAGGAUUCGUCGUCGAAUGAGUCCCCGCCAAAAGAUGUCCCCGUCUCACCGAUCAGUUGGAAACUGAAGCCAGAUUUUAAAUAUGAAGUAAAGGAGCAAGAGAAUGACUGUAAUAUCUUGAUUUUGAAAAUUUGAAUAUAUUUGACGGACUGUUUUAUUAUAUUUGUGAUUUUUGGUAUUCAGUGAUGGUUUUGUUGGUCUGAGCUAAAUGGAAUUAAAGUCAGAACCACUUUAACAUAUAAUAUAGCAAUAAACUAUAUCAAUUUAAAUAAACAACAUUUAAUCGAUUUCAACAAAAAAGUAAAUGAUAAAUGAGAUUAUCAUAUCGCCUAGGUAGUGUAAAGUGGGUGCCAAUCUUAAUUGAAAGAUUUUUUUUUUAAUUCUUCUAUUGUAAUUAUUUUAUCAUAAAGUCAAAAUCAUAUAGUCUUUAAUUCUCAGAUGAAUCGGUGUACGAAUUCCAAGUCUUAAGAAUUAUGUUCUGCAAUAAUUUAAAUCUGCCAAAUCCAGUGUAACCUCAAAUUAAUUGCAAUCGUUUUAGCGCACUCAUUAAAAAUUACAAUAGGGUCUUCAACUAAAUCUUGUCAUAUGAAUCUGUGUAGUCCGUCAGUCAGAUUUCCCAAAAAAUAUUGAAUAAGUACGUUCUUUUUUAUUUUAUCACAUUAAAAAGAAAGAUAGAUGAAAACCACUUAACUUUGGAUUCGGGCUAUAAACGUCACUUGCUAGUAAAAAGCGUACUGGCAAGUGACGUCACACGAGUUAACAAAUCACUGAAUCCCCUAUAUUUUUUGUAUACGAGAUAAAAGAAAAAAAUACGUAUUCAAAAUCGUUUUAAAAUCUGUCUGACUGCCUUAGGUUUUAUUUGUCAAGCAAUAUUCAGAUCCUUAUUUAGGUUAUGACCAACAGUAUCACUUCUGUGUAAUAUUGAAAAUGUAUUAUGAUAAAAGAUUUAUUUUGGUAAAA